Molecule: messenger RNA, 901 nt
Organism: Triticum aestivum (bread wheat)
Lineage: Eukaryota; Viridiplantae; Streptophyta; Magnoliopsida; Poales; Poaceae
Product: MFP1 attachment factor 1
Exons: 2
Coding region: 127-621 (164 amino acids)
Biological process (GO): lateral root development; mitotic cell cycle
Source: RefSeq, a predicted model, not a curated record
CCGUGACGCGAACCAAACCAGACCCAACCUUCCAAGUCUCCAACCCACAGAAGGACACCUCGCUCUCCUCCCACUCCACGCCACAGAUCUCUCCCUCUCCGCCCCCUUCCCCUAGCUCUGCACGCCAUGGCCGAGGACGCCCCCAACGCCGGCGCUGAGGACAUCCACCCCGCGCCUACCGAAGCCUCCGCCGACGCCGCUACACCUCCGGCGUCGGCAGAGAAGUCCUCGUCGGAGACGCUGCUCCCGUCGCUCAGCAUCUGGCCGCCGUCGCAGCGCACGCGCGACGCCGUAGUGCGGCGCGUCGUGCAGACCCUGUCCGCGCCCAGCGUCCUCUCCCAGCGCUACGGCGCCAUCCCUGAGCCCGAGGCCGAGGGCGCCGCAGCCGCCGUCGAGGCCGAGGCCUUCGCCGCCGCCUCGGAGUCCGCCGCCGCCUCCCCCACCUCCCUGGAGGACGGGAUCGAGGUCCUCCAGGCCUACUCCAAGGAGGUCAGCCGCCGCCUCCUCGAGCUCGCCAAGUCGCGCGCCGCUGCCGCCGCCGCAACAGAGACCCCCGCGGAACCGAGCGCUGAAGAGUCGGAGGGUUCGUCGGUGACUGCUCCGCCCCCAACGGAGGAGUAAGCGACGGAUAGGCCAGGGCUACCAGCAAUGUAUGUUGACGGUGUUUGUUGGCUUGUGGCUGUCCAUGACAUUGAAGCUAGCUACGGUUGAUGUUGUUGAUGUUUCUUACUUAGUUUCCACAGUCAGUAGGUGCUACUGUUCUUUCAUGGUGGAUUGUUUUCUGGUACUUCUGCAUACCUGGAUCUGUGUCAUAUUCAUGCAUAAUGGUUGGGUGAUAACUAACAAUAUGGAGCUAGAAGGACAUACAAAAAUAGAGGCUUACCAUUGCACUGAGAAGAUA